This is a messenger RNA of Triplophysa rosa, 3931 nucleotides long. It is a transcript of the gene tacr3l, whose product is annotated as tachykinin receptor 3-like. NCBI's taxonomy places the organism in Eukaryota, Metazoa, Chordata, Actinopteri, Cypriniformes, Nemacheilidae. The record is from RefSeq and is a predicted model, not a curated record. Gene Ontology annotation, biological process: positive regulation of flagellated sperm motility; G protein-coupled receptor signaling pathway. The transcript is spliced from 5 exons. Gene Ontology annotation, molecular function: tachykinin receptor activity. The coding region runs from base 129 to 1316 and encodes 395 amino acids. Gene Ontology annotation, cellular component: sperm midpiece; plasma membrane.
AACUUUGGAUGGAGCGCGCGUUGUGACUCUUCAACAGAUGGAUGCGCAAAAGGACAAUCUUUAGUCAUACGCAUGAAUGAAUAAAGUAACAAACGUUUGUUCAAAGCAAGAAUAACAUUUAGUUUACAAUGGCCGGUCUUCAGAGCGCAACAAACGUAACGCGUAAUUUAACGAACCAGUUCGUCCAGCCACCGUGGCGCGUCGCGAUCUGGUCGGUCGCCUACAGUUCAGUACUAGCGGUCGCCGUGUUUGGAAACCUUAUUGUUAUUUGGAUCAUUUUGGCCCAUAAACGGAUGCGCACAGUGACUAACUAUUUCUUGCUCAACCUGGCUUUCUCCGACGCGUCGAUGGCUGCCUUCAAUACGCUGAUCAAUUUCAUUUACGCCACGCACGGAGAGUGGUACUUUGGAGAGGUCUACUGCAAGUUCCACAACUUCUUUCCCGUCACCGCAGUGUUUGCCAGCAUUUAUUCCAUGACAGCUAUUGCAGUCGACAGGUACAUGGCUAUAAUUCACCCAUUGAAGCCGCGGCUGUCAGCCACACCGACUAAAGUGGUCAUUCUCUGUAUUUGGGCACUCGCUGUGGUUUUGGCUUUUCCACUCUGUUUCUACUCGACCACGAGAACGAUGCCUCGCAGGACCGUCUGCUUCGUUGCCUGGCCGAGAUCUGCCAAGGAUUCAUUCAUGUAUCAUAUCAUAGUAACAGUGUUGGUGUACUUGCUCCCCCUUGUGGUAAUGGCCAUUACCUACACUAUAAUAGGGGUGACACUUUGGGGAGGAGAAAUCCCUGGAGAUUCUUCCGAUAACUAUGUGGGACAACUGCGUGCCAAAAGAAAGGUGGUGAAGAUGAUGAUCGUGGUGGUGGUGACCUUCGCCCUCUGCUGGUUGCCAUAUCACAUUUAUUUCAUUGUGACCGGACUAAAUAAGCAACUGAACAAGUGGAAGUCAAUCCAGCAGGUCUAUCUUUCUGUGCUGUGGUUGGCCAUGAGCUCCACGAUGUACAACCCGAUAAUUUACUGCUGCUUAAACAGCAGGUUUAGGGCUGGCUUUAAACGGGCCUUCAGGUGGUGUCCCUUCAUCCAGGUUUCGAGCUAUGACGAACUAGAGCUCCGCCCCACACGUCUCCACCCACGAAACCAGAGCAGUAUGUGCACCCUGUCACGGAUCGACACCAGCGUCCACGGCUACGACCCCCGCCACAGCAAUCGAAAGAGUGCCAAGUCCCACAAUCAUGUUGAGGUCAAAGACGAAAACGCAGUUGCCGUUAAACACUGUCUACACAGAGAGCCGACGUUUGCUGCCGAGCAGCUCAGCUGAAUUAAAAACAUGUCUUGGUGACCAGGGUUGUGUCCAAAUUUGCCCCUACAACAUUUUUUACUAUUCCCUAGUCUAAUAUAGUCCAUCCUUGAGGAAGCAAAAGAAAAUAAGUGAAUUCAUACAGGCCUGUUUCAGAUAACACUCCAAAAUGGCUGUGCCUUUAUAUGGUGCACUAUUCAAUUCAUUUUAGGUGUGCUUUAUUGGCAUGACAAAGUGUACAUUCAUCUUUCAAUAAGUUUGUAAAACAGUUCUUAGUGCCAAAUUGAGUCAAAAGCUUUUUUAAAGUCAGUAAAGCAUGCAUAUAUUUGACCUUUAUCUUGGUUAACAUGUUUUUUUAUUAGAGUAUGAAGCGUGUAAAUAUGAUCAGUUGUGCGGUAAUUUGGACAUCAGGACAUCGUGUGUGGUGAUGAAGUCUAAGAGUCCAGCGUUUAUUAAACUACAGAAUAGUUUUCCAAUCCCAGGAUAUUACUCACACAGGUGCCUCUAUAGUUGUUAGGGUCAAAUUUAUCUCCGUAUUUAAAGGUUGGUGUUAUGAAAUUGGUUAUAGCAGGCAAUUUCUGACACAGUCUUGGUGUAAAUGCUCCAUCUUGUAGGUGCCAAAAUUCCAUUAUAGACUUAACAUGUACAAUACAAAAAAUAAGUUGGAGUGUAUGUCAGUUUUGCAACACACUAAGACUAAGACUACAGGACACUCAAACCAAGUCUGUUAGAGAUUAAUACUGCCACCAGGUGGACAACUUUGAAACUUGGAUCAAGACAGUAGGGAUGUUGGGAACACAAUCUAACUACUACUGAUAUAAUUUUACAAUAACAGUAAGAGAAACAGAACUCAUCCUGAAAUGCUAAAUGUUUCAACAAAUAGCAUGAUACAAUGUUGUCACAUGACCUCAAUAUGUUUUCAUAUUGACUUUCAAAGUUUAAUUGAAUGUAUUAGAGAAUAAUCCUACACAUGUGAGCCAACAUUACUGUUGAUAGACAAGUUUUAAAAACUGUGCUGUCAGAUUAAUGUCCGCAAAGAUUGUGAGGAAAAAAGGAAAAAUAAUACAUUUGUGUUAUAGGAUUUAUUUUAGAUCAAGUAGACCUAUAUUCCAUGUGGUGGGGAAACAGAUGAAUGUAUAUAAUAGAAUACAUGUCAGUAUGUUAUAUUUUGUGGCAUCCACUGCUGAAUCAAAAGCAAAUUAUAAUGGUUUGCAUUACCAACUGUCAGCUGUUUACCAGUUAAACCAUUACUAAAUUCCUUGAUGUAGUGUGUUUUGGGCCUUAUUUUAGUAGGAUUUAAUGGUGGUCUGCGCGACAACAGAACAAAACACAAUUCCAGUAGAGACCCACAGAGACCAUUAUAAUUUCUGUAAACCAAAACAAUUCCCACUAUAACCUGUACAUUUAUUUGAAUUAAUGUGAUGGUGUGAUAUGCAGCCUAUAAUGUGCUAUAUUUAUGACAAUAUUUACAAAAUAUUUUUACAUGUGUGAUAAACAUGAAUGAUGUGCUUUUAAUUCUUGUUUUUGUUGUAAAUAAUGUGCAAAAGUUGUAUUUCAUGACUUAUGCAUAACAAUGUCAGUCAGAAUUGAGAUCUAUGAGAUAUCUGACUCAUAAUGUGAAUAUGCUGUUAGUAACUUGUAGUUAUCACAUUUUUAUGUUGGGUGUGAACAACUAUUUAUUAAAGUGAACAACUUUAACAAUUGCAACAUUGUUUGUUUGUUAUUGUUAAACCGUGUCCAUAAGAUUGUGCUGAAUGAUGAUUUUCUUCACAAAAAAAAGUUGCCUACAAAUCUAGGUAAAUGUAAAAAUGAUCAGAAAAUUGAAUUUAUAACAUAUUAAGAUCGAAACACAAACGCCAUACUUUUAUGUGGCGCAUGCAAUUUUAAAUAUAUGAUCCUGGUUUUUACGUGUUGCUCAUAGCAACCACUAGAUGGCGCCAUGUCAUGCACGUUUGAUGGAGGAGAUUAUCUGCUGAGCUUGGCAAAAGCAAUGGUUCUCAAAUUUCAUACAAGUCUGUACUAACAAGGGCACAUAUUUCCCACAGCGAUUCCAAUCCAUGUAAAAUGUUCAACUUUGAAAGAAAACAAAAUAAAGGUUAGAAAUUCAGAGUGGUUGUUGUGUUGUUUUCUAUUAUUAAAGAAAUAAUACGUGAUAUGCUAUUGCAGCAUGUGAAAGUUAAAAAUGGCUUGUCCUAUACCGUGUUUCUCUCUAUUUGUCUUCUGCAAUAGGCAAAUAAUAUAGAGUUAUAUCAUUUCAACUGUUACAUUCAAAUUCCUGACACAAAAUGGUCUUUUUUUCACAUGACUUACCUGUUUUGUCCUGCCACAUCCCCUAUAAGAAUAUCUUCCACAAUCUCCCUUCCUUUUCUCUGGUGGAAAAACCACAAUCCAUCCAUUGACGUAUUGACUGGAAAAAGUGCCCUAAUGGUACUGGCCAUAUAAAUCCUAAACCGAAUACAUAUGUUUAACUCUAGAGCAUUUCAUUGUAAUUUAUAAAGAGACAGAGUAAUACAAAAUGUAUAUAGAUGCUAUGUUUAAGUAUGAAAUGAAUAAUAAGAAGUCAAAAUAGCUGCGACUGAUCAAAAAGGUCCAUAAUGAGGGAAGUCACAAAGAAAACUGAUAACAUCUGUCUGAUA